UUGCAGUCGGGUCAACGGCAUCGCGGGCGGCGGGUGACUCUCUUCUCCCUCAUCUUCACCGGGGUUGCGACGGUUACGGUUGACCAAACAAUCUAAUAACCGAGCAAAACGCAAGCAGCAGCCACAAUGGAGUCGGCUGCGCUUCAGGUGCAUCGGUGCCGCUUCGUGCCCUUCAAACCCGAGCCCAUCAAUGCCAUUGCCUGCAACACCAAUGGCCUCAUUGCCCUCGGACGUGGGUCUGGCAACAUUGACAUCUACAGUCAAGACAGUGACAAAGCGACCCCCAUCUUCAUCAAGACACUGACAGCACGGGCGGGCCAAACCGUCGAGUCCCUGUUGUGGGUCGGCCCCAACGAACUCCUCGCCGUCGGGCUUGGCUCCUUCAUCUCCCAUUACAAUGUUCGCCUCGGCCUCGUGGCCCACGACUAUGAUUCCCUCGGUGGUGCUGUCUGGACCGUUGCCGGCAAUGCCGAUGCUUCGGCCGUCGUUACUGGCUGUGAGGAUUGCAGCCUCAAAAUGUUUCGUCGCGAUGGUGUUGACACAGCUUACUCCUUUGCCCUCGCCUCGGAUCGUUUUGACGGUCGCGUGCUGUGUGCAAGCUUCUCACCCGACGGUGAGGUCAUCUGUGCCGGUGAUGCCGCGGGCUACGCUCGCGUGUUGCCCGUCCGUACCCUGCGCACUCGCCAGCGCUUGAUGGUCAGCCCGGCCACCUCAAAGUCCAACGCCGACAUUCUGUGGGAUUGCGUCUUUAUCAACAAUCAAAUUGUUGCUCUUGCCACAUCCAGUGGACGCGUGGAGCUGUGGAACACGGUGGUGGGCCUCAAGCUGUCCUCAUACGAAACGCACAUGGCUGAUGUCCUGUGCCUGGCCCAUGACCCCAUCUCGCACCGCCUUCUUGCUUCGGGCAUCGACGCCAAGCUAGUCGUCCUAGAGCCCGCUCCUGCUGAGAUCAGCGCCAAGCCCUACGAGUACGUGGUGGCACGCCAGCGCCGCUACCACUCGCAUGACGUCCGUUGUCUGACUGUCUCCAAGGGCAAGAUUUAUUCAGCCGGUAUCGAUGGCAGCGUGGGCAUUCUCAGUGCUGCAGGAACGGGCAAAAUCUCCACCAUCUCGCCCUACCCCCAGCACAAGAUGCUGUGCCACGCAUCCAAGGCCCGAGUGCUGCUGAGCCUGGAUGGUCCCCAGCGCCUGACGUUGUGGAAUUUGCAAGGCAAUGCCCCAGAGAUUGCGCUCAGCGUUGAGAUGGAAGACGCUGUCAGCGCCUUUGCUGUGGCUCCUGACGCAUCCCAAAUUGCCGUGGCUGCUGGUCGCAAGCUCAAGUUGUUCGCCAUCAAUCUGCAGGGCAAGCGCACCUGUCACAAGGUCAAGACCUGGAACUACGACGCCCCGGUGUGCAGCAUCAAGUUUGGCGCAAAUGGAGCCCUGUUGUUGGCCCUCACAAGCGAUCUUAACCUCACGGUCAUGACGGGCGCCGACUUUGCCGACGUCCAGCAGCUCGAGCUGGGCGAGUCCGUGUACGCCGAGGGCACGGGCCGCGAAAGGCCCGCCGCUGCCGGACACGUGCAUCUGUCCAACGACGCACAAUAUGCUGUUCUGGUUCAUGGUCGCUAUGGCCACGUCGUGCAACUCGACACGAUCAAGUAUACCAACACUUUUGAUGCUGGGACCAUCAUCACGGCUUGCACCUUUCUCUACCAAACGCAUGAUUGCGUUUGCAUCGGCGCCGACGCCACGGUCGUGGCAUUCAACGUGGAACGCUCGCUCGCCAAGUCGGCGCUGGCGCCCAAGCUUUCAGCUGCCGGCAAGGAAUGCAAGGCUUUGCUCAAGGCCCCUGUAUUCGACAUUGUGUGUCAUCCAGCGGGCAAGGCCCUGUACUUUGUUUCAAACAACGGCGUGGCCAGCUUGAUCCUGGGCAAGGCUGGCAACGCUUCUGGGCAGCCAGAGGCCAAGCGCCGCCGUCCGUUGCUGGUGAAACGCCUGCCGUACCAACCCGUGCUGCACUUUGGAUUUUCACGUGGUGAGAUUUUGGUGGUCGAGAAGCCAUGGCUUGACGUAUUGCAAUUGCUACCAGAGCCUCUUAGUCGAUCAAGAUACGGCACUGCUUGAGUCAGGCAGCCUUACAGGCCCAAAUGGCCAUAAGGGACUAACAUGAUAAUUGACACUUGAAACUU
Molecule: messenger RNA, 2171 nt
Organism: Monosiga brevicollis MX1
Lineage: Eukaryota; Choanoflagellata; Craspedida; Salpingoecidae
Exons: 17
Coding region: 127-2106 (659 amino acids)
Biological process (GO): maturation of SSU-rRNA from tricistronic rRNA transcript (SSU-rRNA, 5.8S rRNA, LSU-rRNA)
Cellular component (GO): 90S preribosome; t-UTP complex; small-subunit processome
Molecular function (GO): protein binding; RNA binding
Source: RefSeq, a predicted model, not a curated record